Molecule: messenger RNA, 793 nt
Organism: Boleophthalmus pectinirostris (great blue-spotted mudskipper)
Lineage: Eukaryota; Metazoa; Chordata; Actinopteri; Gobiiformes; Gobiidae
Product: claudin-34-like
Exons: 2
Coding region: 104-793 (229 amino acids)
Biological process (GO): bicellular tight junction assembly; cell adhesion
Cellular component (GO): bicellular tight junction; plasma membrane
Molecular function (GO): structural molecule activity
Source: RefSeq, a predicted model, not a curated record
GAAGCAGUGAAACUUGAGAGGGAAGUGUCCGUCUGAUUCCGUAAAAAUAUGUUUCAUUUUGGAGAAUGAUUCAGAACACAACGGAUACAACCACUGCUCAAAGAUGCCGUACCUCGUGCACUCAGCUCAGGCCCAGCUCGGAGUCUUCCCCCUGGGCCUGGUGGGCUGGACUCUCCUGGCCAUGUCCGUGGGCCUGGUCCAGUGGCGCGUCUGGUUCUUCUCACCCACGUUGCCCGAUUCUUCCGGCAUCGCUUGGAUCGGGAUCUGGAGAGUCUGUUUUUACUCGCAGGAAGAACCCUCCCCUGGACUCCUGAUCAUGCGCUGCUCCUACAUCCGCUUCCACGACGCCUUCACGCCUCCGGAAAUCGCCGCCGCUCAAAUUUUAAUGUUUCUCUCUUUGGGAUUUGGACUUUUGGGAUUCGUAUGUGGAAUUUACGCUUUACGGAACACCUUUUUCGGGAUAAAAUCGCUCACACGGUUUGCGUUUUGCCUCGGAGGCGCGUCCACACUUCUGGCGGCCGUUCUGGCGCUAAUCCCGCUCCUGUGGAACCUCGCCGCCGUCUUGACCGAUCACCCGAUACAAUUCCCGGGCGAAUUCAGGAUCCCGGAGUCCCCGAAGGCGCAGCGGGUGGGCGGGGCCGUGUGGGCGGGGCUGGUGGGCGUGGCUCUCCUGGUCGUCACGGCGGCGAUCAACAUUUCCUACAAAUUCCCGAAAGAGGAAAUGGGAAGUUUUAAGAAGAAAAGAGAAGGCAAAGACAACCUGGCAUUUGAGUUUGAUGAAGUGCGGCUUUAA